AUGUCCUUUUGCUAUGCGAAUGACACAGCGAUUGAUCAAGCAUCUUUAAAACAUCAGUAUUUACAUGCUAUGCCUGAAUCACCAUUACAACAUAGAUUAUCAUCCAAUAAUUCAACUUCUAGUGGUCACGUUAGUCGUCUUAGUGCCGAUAUGACUCCAAAUUCUCAGUUAGAUCAGGAAAAACGUGUACGACGCGAAAUUGCUAAUUCCAAUGAACGCCGUCGAAUGCAAUCGAUCAAUAGUGGCUUUCAAAAUUUAAAAGUUCUCAUUCCUCAUUCAUGUGGCGAAAAACUUAGUAAAGCAUGUAUUCUUCAACGAGCUGCUGAUCAUAUAAAAAGUCUUGAAAAUGAAAAACUUAAAUUACAAUCUCAAAAUGAACAAUUUCGUAUAUUAAUAAAAAGUUUUCAAAUCGAUUCAACAAGUGUUUUACAAACACAACGACGUUUAUCCACAAAUGAUUCAGAUGAAACUGUUCUAUUACUUGGUAAUAAUAAUGAUGAAACAAAACCUAUAGUAAAUAAUGUAUUUGAUGAUGUUAAAAAUCGUCACACAUAUUGGCAUGCACAAUAUGUUCAAACACAAAAAGAUGAACAACCAUCGCCACAACAGAUCGAUAAAUAUUAUCGAACUGUAAAACAAUCUAAUACACCGGCGACAACAUCAGAUACAACCUAUAUGAUUUUGAAACAAAGUCAACCUAGUCAACGUUAUUAUAAAGCUAAUUCUCUCGAUCAAAAUAAUGAUAAUGGUAUUGUUAUUGUCGAACGAUGUCAACUUCAAACACAAAGUGUCGAUACAAAUAAUACUGUUUCACGUCGAAAUUUACAAACUAUUGUUGAAGCUAUACGUCAUUUAGAAGGUGAUGAUGCACUAGCAAAUAUAAAUCAAUCACAACAACCUACCUCAUCCUCAUCAUCCUAUCCCAAAGAAGAUUUACCGGCGCAAAUAAAAGCAAUGAUUAAUGAAAAAUUUCAACAAGCAAAUAAUAAAAAUCCAUCAUCGCCAUCAUCAACAAAUACAAUAUAUCAACAAACAAUAAACAUUCAUGAACAACAACCAGCAACAUCUGUUAAUCAUACUAUUGAUGAUUUACAUCACAGACCGCCUAAAAAACGAAAAAUAACGUAUAACGAAAGUGAUGAUACAAUUAUACAUAAACAAGACUUACCACCUAUAUCAAGUCCAGAAGUUCAUCAUCAUGAACAGAUAUCAAGUGAACCAUCAUCUACAGUAGCUCGAUUAUUACAAGAACAUUUAAUACAACGUACGUUACGUUAUACACCACAUUAG
Rotaria socialis is the source of this 1290-nucleotide messenger RNA. The record is from the annotation of a GenBank genome assembly. NCBI's taxonomy places the organism in Eukaryota, Metazoa, Rotifera, Eurotatoria, Philodinida, Philodinidae.